GACAAACGCGGAAAACAUUGUCCCCUUUGGUUCUUCGUCGCUUUUCUUGGUGGAAAGGAAACGAAAGGAAAGAUAUCUCUCUGAUCGUGGAAAUUCAGAUAUUAUAAGAACAAAUCAAAGACGGAGCCUUUCUCUCUCUCUCUCUCUCUCUCUCUCUCUCUCUCUCUCUCUCUCGCCUGAUUGAAUGAGAAAUCCUCCUCCGUCUCUGCUCUCCCUCACCGUCAACGCCGCCGUCUUAAACCUCUCUCGCAUCAACGAUCUCUCUCAUCUCCCCGAUCACAUCGUCCCGGAACUCUUCGCCAGGACAUUGGAAGCUGGGAAGUUGAAUGAGAGAGUUCUAAGACUGUUUAUGGCGUCUGGAAACGAAGAAGUUCUUUCCGUUAUCGACGCUCUGAAAAUCAAAAUCGACGUCACUCCCAUUAUUCCUACUCGAUGUCAUGAGAGAUUUGGAUUGAACGAAAUGGACUAGACGCCAAGUUCCCUAGUUAAAUGAUGUUGCCAAUGAGUGGGUUUUGAAGCUUGGUCCCUUACCAAUGAGGUCUAAUUGUAUAAGUUUUUUAUUCCCGUUCCUAUGAAGUUUGUAUGCAAUCAUGGAAGGUUUUUGUUUGCUGCAGAGUUCUGUUUUUAAGUUUCUAUCUUCUAUUGUUUCGUUAUCCGACUUUCCAGUUCCAUGUUAUUCAAGUAUAUAGCUCAAGUCCAGUUCCAUCUUAUUUGAGUUAUAUGUAAGAUAUGAUAUUUGUUCUGCCUA
Molecule: messenger RNA, 748 nt
Organism: Brassica napus (rape)
Lineage: Eukaryota; Viridiplantae; Streptophyta; Magnoliopsida; Brassicales; Brassicaceae
Exons: 3
Coding region: 185-469 (94 amino acids)
Source: RefSeq, a predicted model, not a curated record